Messenger RNA from Ruditapes philippinarum (Manila clam), 9605 nucleotides. Its product is annotated as unconventional myosin-Id-like. Gene Ontology annotation, molecular function: actin filament binding; microfilament motor activity; ATP binding. The record is from RefSeq and is a predicted model, not a curated record. Gene Ontology annotation, cellular component: microvillus; myosin complex; plasma membrane. Lineage: Eukaryota; Metazoa; Mollusca; Bivalvia; Venerida; Veneridae. Gene Ontology annotation, biological process: actin filament organization; vesicle transport along actin filament.
GGUUUUUUGGGUAAUUUAAAAUUGCGGUAUGAGAAAAACAGAAUAUAUACAUAUAUUGGUGAGGUGGUUGUGUCCGUCAACCCGUACAAAACGAUGGACAUAUACAACCCGAGCUAUGUGGAGGAGUAUCGAGGGAGGGAGUUAUACGAGAGACCUCCCCACAUAUUUGCUCUCGCUGACAGUGCUUACAAAACCAUGAAGAGAAAAGCAAGAGAUACUUGCAUUGUUAUUUCUGGUGAGAGUGGUUCAGGUAAAACAGAAGCGUCUAAAAUCAUAAUGAGGUACAUAGCAGCAGUGACAAACGUUGGUGGUCGCAAGGAAGUAGAGAGAGUAAAAGACGUAUUGAUCAAGUCCAAUAUUAUCCUGAAGCUUUGGGAAAAAGCAAAAAAAAACAAAAAUGUAAACCAUAGAUUUGGAAAAAACAUGGACAUCAAACUUUUAUUUAAAAGGGGAAACCCUUGGUGGGGCCAUAUAUCACUGUUUGAUAUUUUACAGUCACGUGUUGUACAUCAACAAAAAGGAGAGAGAAAUUUUCACUCGUUCUACCAGCUUAUUAAUGGAGCUACAGAUCAGAAACUUGCCGAGAUGAAGUUGAAAAGAGAUCCUCAUAAAUAUUUCUAUAUCAAUCAAGGAGGAGAACCAAAGUGCCCUACAUUGAACGACCAAUCAGAUUACAGAAAUGUUAUGAAUGCUAUGAAGACACUAGGGUUUGCGUUUAAACAUGCAGAGACUUUAUGGAAGGUAGUAGCUGCAGUAAUUCUCCUGGGAAAUCUGGAGUACCAUGCUCAGGAUGAUGUACAUGAUUUGUCAGAGGUUUCUGACAAGAAAUUAUUGUCAGAUAUCAGUGGUCUGUUGUCAGUGACAACAGAGAAUAUUGAGAAAGCGUUGACACAUAGAGUUAUAGCGGCUGGUGGAAAUGUGGUAGAUAAAGGUCUGACUGUAUCGGAGGCAUACUAUGCCAGGGAUGCUUUUGCUAAGGCAAUUUAUGACCGAAUGUUUACAUGGAUCGUAACAAGAAUCAAUGAAGCUAUAGAUCCCCAUCUAACUGGUGUAGAGUUUGUAGGCAAGAAUACCGUGAUAGGUGUCUUAGAUAUCUAUGGUUUUGAAAUAUUUGACAAUAAUAGUUUUGAACAGUUCUGUAUCAACUAUUGCAAUGAGAAACUUCAGCAGUUAUUUAUAGAGCUUGUAUUGAAGCAAGAACAAGAGGAGUAUAUGAGAGAAGGUAUAGAAUGGCAGCAUGUAGAUUAUUUCAACAACAAAGUCAUUUGUGAUCUUGUUGAACAGCCACAUAAAGGAGUUCUGUCCAUCUUAGAUGAAGCUUGUCUCAGUGUUGGCAAAGUCACAGAUGAGAUGUUCUUGACAGCUAUGAGCCAGAAGUUGAGUAAAAAUGAGAGAUUUACAUGUAGAGCAUUAAACCCAUCAGACAAGACAUUAGAGCACAAGAUAGAGUUCAGGAUCAAACAUUAUGCUGGGGAUGUGACGUACUCUGUUGUCGGCUUUAUUGAUAAAAACAAGGAUACAUUGUAUCAAGAUUUUAAACGUCUUCUUUACAACAGUGAAGAUGAGCUCAUCAAAAUGAUGUGGCCCGAGGGAAAGUUGUCAAUCACUGAGACCACGAAAAGACCAAUUACAGCUGGUUGUAACUUCAAGAACUCCAUUAUAUCACUUGUAGACAGACUUGCUACAAAGGAGCCACACUAUGUCAGGUGUAUUAAGCCGAAUGAGAUCAAGUCUCCGAGUAAAUUUGAUGACACUAGAUGUCGCCACCAGGUCAUGUAUCUUGGUCUUCUAGAAAAUGUUCGUGUUCGCAGAGCAGGCUUUGCAUUCAGGUCACAUUACGAGAGAUUUUUGACAAGGUACAAAAUGAUCACUAAAGAGACAUGGCCAGUGUAUCAUGGCAGCCAUUAUGACGGGACCGAAGUGAUUAUCAGAAAUAUGGGUUUUGCAGGCGAUGUGAAGUAUGGGAAGUCAAAAAUCUUCAUACGGUCGCCACAAACAUUGUUUGCAUUGGAGGAGGAAAGAGACAAAUACAUUCCACACAUUGUGCUCUUCUUACAGAAGAUGUGGCGAGGUGGUAAUGCACGAAGGAAAGCAAAGAAGAUGCGUGCAAUUUAUUACAUUAUGUCACGAUUUCGUCGCUACAAACUGCGAAGAUAUAUCUCUCAGAUCAUUGACCUCUUCAAAAAUGUGAGGAAAAUGAGAGAUUAUGGCAAGAGUCUUAGAUGGCCAGAACCUCCGAAAGUGCUCACAGAAUGGGUAGCUGAAUUGAAAAAGUCCCAUAACAGGUGGCGAGCUAACAUGAUAUUGAGAAACAUUCCAAGAGAACGGUGGCCAGAGCUGCAGCUUAAAUGUCAAGCACAUGAUGCCCUCCAAGGGCAGAGGGCUGAAUGGGGCAUGAGACGUAAAUGGGAGGGAAAUUAUCUUGCCAUGACUAAAGACAAUCCUUCAACUGUUGACUUUGUAUCCAAGAUGACGGCAUUGAAGGCACAUGAUGGAUUCUCCAGGGUCCUAUUCUCUUCUUACUGUAAAAAGGUAAAUAAGCACAAUCAAUGUGCCGACAGAGCUGUUGUCCUUACAGACAAAGGAAUCUAUAAACUUGACCCCAAGAAGAAAUAUAAGCCAAUGAGAGCUAUUAUACCAUUUGAGGAGGUUUCUGGAAUAAUCAUUAGUCCAGACACUGACCAGUUGGUUGUAUUUCAACUGACCGAUGGGAAUGAUCUUGUUACAUGUUUACAUACAACAAGUAGAGAAGAGAGAGUUGGGGAGGUCGUUGGAAUAUUAGCAAAACAUUGCCAAAGGAUUCGCAAACCCUUAAAGGUCACAGUCAGCAAACAGCCAAAGUGUAGCCUAGGCAACAAGUCUCGUCAACUGGCAAUCAAGGCUACAGCAGCUAAUGGGGGACCGGUAUUUAAGAAAGAUGGCCAGACACUGGCACUACUGUGGCCAACAGCAUAGGCCUGUUUAUAUGUACCAUAUUUAACAAUAUUUUUAUUGCUGGGAAACAAAUGGCUGGUUCCAAGAUUUGUAAUUUUUUUCCUCUACCAACAGAGUUACUUGAUAUUAAUUACUCAAGCUGAAUGCAGAAGAAAGUUAUUAGGAAUAUGAAAACAUUCAUUGUGCUUUUUGUAAAAGAAAAUAUCUUUAUUUGGAUUACUUAUCUAGGAUUUUUUGCAAUUAUCGUGUUGAUGGUAUUUUUGUUAUGGAUUUAAAUCUACCUUUGAAAUCUUUAUGUAAAUUUAUCAAAUAUUGCGAGUUAAAUAUUAUAAGUGCUAUAAGGGUAUGGAGCUUUAGCUAAUGAAUUAUCUUUAUAGAAUUUAUAGAGUAUGUUUUUUUCAUAAUGGUUAAAAAGCAUUGUUACAUGAAAUUUGCCUGUUAUCUAACACACAUGAAUAUUAUACAUAAAACAGAAUGAAGAGUUCCUUAAAAUAUUAAGACGCUGUUUAAUGUUGGGUUUUAACCAUUUAACGAAAAUAUUGUGCAUGGGCCUUACCUUGAAAGGGAAGUAAUACAGGUAUUUUGAAUUUUUUUAUUUUUUCUUCAAAAUUCAAACAUUAAUUUUGUAAACUACAGGCAGCAAAUAUAUAGCUUUAUAAACUUUAAACAUUCAAUUGUCAGAGACUGCAAUUUGAGGUCUCCAAAUGUGUCUUUUUUUGCUGAUUUUGAUUAAUAUACAUUGUAACUAUCAUUAUAGUGUGAAACGUCGCCUAAGUGCUGUAAUGUGUGAACUCUUAUUAAAUUAUAUAAGAAGUUAGCCCAGUAGUGCACUUAUGUGACAAAAACAAAAACUCUGAGUAAAUUAAAUACUUUAAAUCUUUCUCGAUCAUGAAAUAAGAUUUUAUAAUGUGUUAAUUUUUUUUUUUAAAAAUUGAAUAAAUCAUCACCUGCUGUUUAAAUAAAUAGGGAGGGGGAUAUUGAAACAGUUAACAGAGGUUGUUCAUCAGUGUAGAUCCAUUCAUAUCUUAAAAUCUAUAUAUGAGCCUGUGGGUUUUCAUAGGUGCACAUUUUGUGAUGUGAAUUCUGAAUCUUCUUGCACAUACUAAAAUUAAUGUGUCCUUUACUUGAUUAGAUAACAUUAAAUUUAAACUUCAAUUCAAAUAUAAACUUUAUUUUAAUGUCAUAUUUCUUUUCACAGUUAGUAACAGUUUGUAAAGCAUUAAAUAUUGGUUCAAAUUAAAUAAGGAUUUUGCAUAUGUACGUAGUGCAUGAUUCUUAAUGGUUCAAAUACUGUGAUAUCACCUAUAUUUGAUAACGAUGGUUUAAAGUUAGUAAAUUACGAUAAUUAAUUUAUUUGACCUAGUACGUAUUGCUGUAGGGGAAUUAGACAUGUGAUACGUUAUUAAAUAUAGACUGUUGAGUAUUGUAAAGUGACGUAGCUAUGUAAAAUCUUGUCAAUACUUGAUGACCUGUUCAAAUUUUUUCAAAUUUAAUGAUUACAUGAUAUUUGAUUUAAGGAUUUUUACCUUUAUAAAAGUUCAUCUAAGUUCAUUUUUUGAUGGUGAUAGAUUUGUACUGUCAAAUACCCAAAUAGAUCUGAAAUGACCUCCCAUGCAUAAUCUUUGUUUUAUGUAAAUAUGCCUGAAUGUACUUUAAUUCAGGUUAUUUUUAUCUUUUCUGUUCUGGAGAAAAAUAUAUGCUUUUAUUGCCAUAGUUAGACAUUGGGGCAUUAUUGUGUAAGCAAUAAUAGAACUUUGGUUAUUAAUAGAAUUCAAUUGUUUAUUAAUAGAAUUCAAUUGUUUUUAACCUAUCAAAAUACUGAACUCAUUCUUGAUAAAAAACUUGAUCUACGGUCAUUCGCACUGUACCUCUGCUCUGGCAUGUAAAGAAGUAAUAUCAGUUCCUUGCUAAAGUGGCGGCAACUGGUACUGGUUAAAUGCUUGACAACCUGCCCAAUGCUGAACAAUGCUGUGGCUGAACUUCUGCUAUGGAAAAUUUAGUGGUUAACUGCCUUGACCUGGAGGGUAAACUACAAAAACCACCACUAUUUCAGCUUACAUGUUUGAUAGGGAACCAAGUAAUUACAUGUAUGCAGUAAAGCAUUAUGCUAUUUUAUUAAAAAAAAAUUUGUUUGAGAACUGAAACAUUAUUAUAUGAAAAUACUUGUUUAUGCAAUGUUUAUACUGAUGCAUAUAAUGGUGCAACUUUCUAGCUAGCUCUUGUAAAUAGUUAAAUUAGUAACCUCUAAAAUAACCCUUACCCCACUAAAUGUCUUAAAUGGACUUGUCCAUCAUUCAAUCUUGGCAAAACCAUUCCUCAUUUUUAGGGAAAUUUUCAAAAUUUGUGCCGACUGAGUAGCAAACAGUGCAGGCUUGACUUGGUCAGUACUGGUCACAUGGUUUCAGGUUAGAAUCUGUCACCUAACAGGUUUUGGGUUUAUACAUUUUGUUAGCAUUGAACAAAAAUCUAUAAAAUAGGCUAACAACCUAUUUAAUGUUUCUUUAUGGGCUGUCAGUUUCAAUUGAUUUAUGGAGAUUUUUCAGCGGAAAAGUGUGAAACAUUGACACAUAAUUUAAACUUAGCUCGGGGAAUUAAAUCAAUAAAAAAGAGAGAGAAAAAAAAUCAUGUUACAGUAAAUCUUUUCUACCUCUAAAAUCUCCCCAAUUCUUAUUUAUUGGUCAAUAUUCUGUGUGACAUCACUGUACACGUUUACAUAUUUUUGUAAAUAUUUUUUUCUUUUUUAGUGGGUGCUUUGUAGUUUGUACUUUACUUCAUAUCAGCCCUUUUGCCUUUAAUGAAUAUGUCCGUAAUAUACUUUGUAUUGGUGAUUGAUAAACGAGGAUUUUUAUACAUAUCCAGCAUGCUUUAUUUUUUUCUGUUACCGGACAUGCCUUACGUUAAAACAUUUCCAUACACUGACUGCUUUUAUAAUAUGUUUAUCAUAUACACUGUAUUGUUAAAAUAUUGUAAUAUGGACAUAAUGUUUGAUAUAUUGUUUAUAUAUUGUUUUGGACAUUUAAGUGCUUUACAUUUACAAAGUUAUUAUCAUCAUUGUUCAUUAAUGCUUGAUUCACCAAAUAUUUAUGUAAAAUCAGAAAUCUUUGCAAGGUAUUAAAUUUUACUAAUUUUCCGAAUUAUGAUGUUUGCAAAAAUAUAAUUAAGUUUGUUGUGUAUCAUAUAAAUUUAACAAUAAUGAAAGAAGAAGUUUAUGAAUAUUUUUAAUUUCAAAAUCAUGAAUACACAAAAUUUUAGACCUUGCAAAAAUGGCUGACUUUACAGUAGACAAACAAUGCAGCUAGAUUAUUUUAGAUUUCACUUACUGUACAUUUUUCUAUGCGUGUUUCAUUCAUAUAGGAUAGUUGUGUAGAAUAAUGAAGUGUUCAUUUUGAAGAAUUAUAUCAUCUUUAGAUUGUAGUUAAAUAAUUGACUGUUAUAAGUACAUUUUAUACCACUGAUAUAUAAUAUAAAAAAAAAACUGAUAUAUGAUAUAUGAGACUAUUGGUGCAUAAGGUGGCAGGUUUAAAAUUUUAUUAUGCUUCAAGCUUUCAGUAGUUUUUUGUCACUUAAACAUAUUUUUGUGCCCCCACGUUAGUGGCGGGCAUUUAGAUUUACCCUUGUCCGUCCGUCCGUCCGUCUGUCCGUCCGCACUCACAGGAGAGUAAUUAUGUGGCUAGAGGGACAAUAGGUUCUCUUUGAUGUCAUUCAUUCCGUAAUGCUUAUAUGUGGCUAUUUUCUUUUGCGUUGCUAAAAAGAACAAUAGAGAGAACAAUAGAGUAGCCACAUAAUUACUGUCCUGUGAGAACGUCCGUCCUUCCGUCCGUCCUUCCGUCCGUCCUUCCGUCCGUCCGUCCGUUCACUUUUGUGUCGCACGUAACUGAAAAAGUAUUUGACCUAGAGUCAUGAAACUUUACAGGAAUGUUGAUCAGCAUGUGUAGUUGUGCACCUGGGUAUUUUCGUCUGGAUAUUUUUAGUAUUUUUUAAGAGUUAUUGCCCUUGACUUAGUAAAAUUUUGCAAUUUUCAACUUGUGUCGCAUGUAACUCAAAAAGUAUUUGACCUAGAGUCAUGAAACUUUACAGGAAUGUUGAUCAGCAUGUGUAGUUGUGCACCUUGGUAUUUUCGUCUGGAUAUUUUUAGUAUUUUCAGAGUUAAUGCCCUUGACUUUUUGCAAUUUUCAACUUGUGUCGCAUGUAACUCAAAAAGUAUUUGACCUAGAGUCAUGAAACUUUACAGGAAUGUUGAUCAGCAUGUGUAGUUGUGCACCUGGGUAUUUUUGUCUGGAUAUUUUUAGUAUUUUCAGAGUUAUUGCCCUUGACUUAGUAAAAUUUUGCAAUUUUCAACUUGUGUCGCACGCAACUAAAAAAGUAUUUGACCUAGAGUCAUGAAACUUAAAAGGAAUGUUGAUCAGCAUGUGUAGUUGUGCACCUGGGUAUUUUCGUGUGGAUAUUUUUAGUAUUUUUGGAGUUAUUGCCCUUGACUUAGUAAAAUUUUGCAAUUUUCAACAUGUGUCGCACGUAACUCAAAAAGUAUUUGACCUAGAGUCAUGUAACUUUACAGGAAUAUUGAUCAGCAUGUGCAGUUGUGCACCAGGUAUUUUCUUCGUGAUUUAUUUAGUAUUUUUAGAGUUAUUGCCCUUCACUUAGAAAUUUUUUGCAAUUUUCAACUUGUGUCGCAAGUUACUCAAAAAAGGAUUUUACAUAGUCAUUAAACCUUAUGGGCAGCUUGCUCAGCAUAUUUAGAUUUGCACCUUGGGUUUCGCUUGUGGAUUUAUCCAGUAUUUGUAGAGUUAUUUCCCUUGACUUAGUAAAAAGAUUGACAGAACAGUGGCGCGGUGGGGGCACCCGUGUCCUAUGGACACAUUUCUAGUUUCUUCUAUCAUUGUGAUUAAUUGUUGUAAUGAAAUUUUGAUAAAAAAAUGACUAAAAGACAUGACAUAUAACAAAGAUAUCUCAAAUGACAAAAGAUAUCACAAAUAACUUUAGAUAUCACAAAUACAAAGAUAACAUACAUGACAAAAUAUAUCAUAAAUUACUUAAGAUGUCACAAAUGAUUAAAGAUAUCACAAAUGACUAGAGAUAUCACACAUGACUAAAAUAUAUAAUAAAAAACACAUGACUAAGGAUAUCACAAAUGACUAAAGAUAUCACAAAUGACUAAAGGUAUCACAAAUGACUAGAGAUAUCACACAUGACUAAAGAUAUCACAUAUGACUCAAGAUAUCACAAAACACAUGACUAAAGAUAGCACAAAACACAUGACUAAAGAUAGCACAAAUGACUAAAGGUAUCACAAAUGACUUCAGAUAUCACUAAUGAUUUAGAUAUCUGUGAAAAAUUUUCAUUUUCUUGAACUUUUUACUUCGUAUGCACAUAGUUUUCAUGAAUGGUAGCAAACAAAAAGAUAUUGCUCACAUGGUGAUAGAAUAGAAUUAGAGUAUGCAUUCCAUUAGAUUUCAUACAAAACUAUAGAUUAAUGUAAGCAGAUAAAAUUUGCUAGCAUGACAAUCAUUUUUAAUGGAUUUCUUUUAAGUAAGUAUUCAUAAAUUUUUAGGACAGUAGUUUACAAGUUUACACAACUGUGUACGAAACUGGUAUAGUAACAUAGGAAACUGGUAAAUAAGUAAACAUUAAUAGGAAACUGGUAUACACAUUUACAUUGAUUUGUUGGAAACUGGUUUACAAGUUUAUAUUGAUUUGUAGGAUACUGGUUUACAAGUUUACAUUGAUUUGUAGGAAUCUGUUAUACAAAGUUACAUUGAUUUGUAGGAACUGGUUUACAAAUUUACAUUGAUUUGUAGGAAACUGGUUUACAAGUUUAAAUUGAUUUGUAGGAAACUGGUUUACAAGUUUACAUUAAUUUGUAGGAAAUUGGUUUUUAAUUUACAUUGAUUUGUAAGAAACUGGUUUACAAGUUUACACUUAUGUGUAGAAAACUUGUUUACAAGUUUAAAUUGAUUUGUAGGAUUAUAAUAUACAAGUCACAGUUUUUUUUACUCCAAAGAAUUUUAACUUUAGCACACUUGAGCGAUUUUCUGUUUGCAGUGUUUAAGUAAUUCAUUAUUGUUCACAAUUUUCUAUCAACAACACCUUGUAAACAACAGGGUAGUUUUUGACCAAACUUCACAGGAAUGAUAUAUUUGAAAGUAAUCUAUUUAUAACUAUAUAUAAAGAUGUUGCUGUCAUUUUAAAGCUGGUGGUGUAGGGUAUAUGACGACUGGAUUGGACGACAUUGUAAAGGACCAUUAAUAUUUCCAAUCCCCUUUUCUGACUUCUAUAGCUGACACUUAAACAGAAACCAACUACUGUCAAAGACAUCGAUUUGGGAAUUUGGAUGGUAUUAAGCCAUAGUUGUAGAAUUAAACUAAAUAGCAGCUCUGACCAAAGUAUGCUGUUGAAAAGCUAUCUAUAUAGCAUUUAAUGAUGGUUUUAAUUGAAGCUUUUUUCCCAGUGUUCAGGCAAUUUAGCAAGUCACAAUUUUCCAGGCUAGCAAACUUUGGCAACCAUUGACGUCUUUGUUGUUUGGUUGAAGUGAUUUUUAGUGAUAUAUUACUAUAUUCUGAUAACUAUAUUAAGUUUUAUUUUUACAUAUAUACAGUGUAUUUGCCUUGUUUAUGUAAAGAAUUUAUGAACACAUAUACAUGUACUUAAUUGUAAAAUAAAAGUGAUACUGCAAA